AUGCUGGUUGAAAAUUCAACAGCUGAAUCGUCCAGUUCAGCCAAUUUGUUUACUUCUGUUGGCUCAAAUGCCUUUGUUGCUCUUCAAAGUAGCUUGUCAAUCAAUGUGUCUGAGUUUGAGCUUGAACUUAAGGCUUUGCCAAUGAAAGUACGUGCCAGCACUGCCGCAAUUUACAGAAUGCCCUUAGAACAUUGGAAGCAAAUGUAUAUGAAAAGUGUUUCAGUAGAGACUGAUGUUAGAAUACAAAUUGGCUUAAGAACAGAAGAUAAUGAAGAAAGACAAUUGACUUUGCUCCAAAUUGCUGAGAAUGCUCCUUCUAACAAGAACGGUAGUAAGAAAGUUAUUGAAGUUCCUUUAGGUAUUGAAUCUGUCAAUCAAUAUAAGAAAGUCUUGAUGUUCUUGCACAAAUUCCAGUCCAAGCACCAAGAAAAGUAUGAACACGACCUUGUUUACAACCAAGUACAAACAAAUGUAGAUAGAGCAGCCCAUUGUGUGAUUCGGGACUCUUAUAAGAAUCCUGACAGCAAAUCAGGCUUGCGCAAGAUGUUUUCUAUCUCUUUCCACCACCAUAUGCUACUUAGGGUUCAGAAUUUGAGAAAUUUAAACUUUGCGGAUUGCUUUUGCACAAUCAUUCCAAAGAAACAGCACAAAGAAAUGCAACAGACUCUUGCUUUGGUUUUUAAUCUAGACAAGGGCAAGACUCUGAAGGAAGGAGAAGUCAAAUUUGCAUGUGCCAUGUGCCAUGAAAACAUAUUCAGAUGUCCUUUUGGUACAUUUGCCUUUUUUAUGUUCAGUUUGCUUCAAGUAUUGCGUGGACGUACCAGCCCUGAGAAGAGUUUAACUGGCGCUUCUCAAUGGAAAACUGCAAAAAAGACACUUGCAGAUGAAGAGAUAUUCAUCACACGAGUAACAUAUGGUGGCCGUCAUGCUGGGUCAAUGGAAGCUGAAGGCUUAGGGAUACCUUUUGAUCUGAUCAAGCGAGGAGGAGAAUGGAAGGAUUGA
Molecule: messenger RNA, 1002 nt
Organism: Phycomyces blakesleeanus NRRL 1555(-)
Lineage: Eukaryota; Fungi; Mucoromycota; Mucoromycetes; Mucorales; Phycomycetaceae
Exons: 5
Coding region: 1-1002 (333 amino acids)
Molecular function (GO): DNA binding
Source: RefSeq, a predicted model, not a curated record